CGGUUUGCCGCUCAGUCGAGCCGCAACCACGGAGCGGAGAUUUUGUGUGGUGUUUUGCUAUUUCGUGGUUUUUAUGAGAAAAGAAUCAGGGCAGUUUCACUUUGUAAAACGCGACUUACCGCAAGAAAAACAUACAACGAUGUUUUUGAUUUGACGUUCUGCGUAAAAAUAAAAAAGUGACAGAGAAAGGGAGAGAGGGAGAGGGAGAGAGAGAGAGAUAGAGAGAAAGGAAAAAAGAAAAGGGUGAAAAAGAGAAAAACGAAUAUAAAAAGAAGGUCCGGGAAACUCAUUCAUGUGGAAUAGUACCUCUCACUUAUGCACGUCCGGCCAUUUGUUUAAUAAACCCAAUGAGUGAAAAGUGCGACGAUCGUAAACAAAAGCUUCGGUAAAGGGUACGGUAAAAGGCACAAAAGGUGGCAAUACUUGUGACAUAUAUACAUACAUAUACAAAUAGAUACGUGUACACACCGGCUUGGAGUAAAGAGGAAGGAAAAGGCAAGUCGAUCGACAGCGAGUGAGCGAAAAGAAAGUAGAAGGAGCUAAGAGGCUGUAACACGUUUUGAUCGACGCUGGACGAUCGACCAGAUCUGGAUCUGGCGCGUUUUGCCGGUGCACCACGCCGCGGGCCUCGUUUCUCUCUCUUUCUCUCUCUCUCUCUCUCUCUCUCUCUCUCUCUCUCUCUUUUUCUCUCUCUCUCUCUCUCUCUUUUUCUCUCUCUCUCUCUCUCUCUUUUUCUCUCUCUCCCUUUCUCUCUGCAAGUAACAGUACUUCCUCGCGCUCCAUGGAGUAAGCCUCUCUCCGAAGAACGGGACCUAACGCUGCUGUGUCCGCUCACCAUACUCUCGUCGCGCCUCCCUCUUGUCCUCCCCCUUGUCCUCCCUCUUGUCCUCCCUCACAGUUCCGUCUCGCCUCCCUCUCGAUUUCCCCGUACCUCCCUCGCGGCCGCCUCGCGCGGUUGCAACGCAGCAGUCCGGCUGGUCGGGUCGAGAGGUUUCACGUAAAACCAGUCCUCUACCCUUUCCCUUCCUUCCUUUCCUUCGAACGGAUCGCGAAUUACUCCCUCCUUUACCGACACAAGCCUUCCGUCAACUGGCAUCUGCUGACUGACUCUUCGAACUUCGUCUUCCUUUUGAUUGUCUUACAAACCCCUUUCAUAUUUCUUAUUGAUCCUUUUCUGUUCCAAACUAAACACAGGGAUGUCCAUGUUUCCAUGCGACCUUGGAUGUUGCAUGCAUUAUCAAAACGAUCCUUCCAAUUCGUAAAUAAAAAAACAACAUUGUUUAUUUCGCAAGUAUCAUAGAAGGGAAAGAAGAGUAGAGUCUAAAGACAUUUAUAAAAAGAAAAUUGUUUUUGAUCAUUGAAGUUUACUCGAUUGAGAAAAGAAAGUAAUCUCCCUUCUCAGGGUCAUCGUCAUGGAUUUAACACGACUUUGUCACGUGGUUCAUCACAUUUUGAAACGAGAGUGAAAAAGUCGAGUACAAAGAAAGGGUGAGAGAAAGGAAGAGAUAGAAGAAAAGGUAGGAAGAAAAAGAAAAGCUCCUUCUUUUCUUAGCGACAAAGAGAGAGAGAGAGAGAGAGAGAGAGAUAGAGUCGCUUGAGACGAAACAGCGCGCGUAAAAUGAACGAGAGACGUCCUGUAUGACGUUUAAAGUCGUUGUAACAACGAGAACGGCACGGGUAGAGUGUAAAAAGAAGCCUGCUCGUCUAUUAGCCGAGCGAAGAAGGCGUAAGCGAGUCGCAAAGUAGAGAAAGGAGGGAAGUUUACGCGGCCACUUUGAGUCCCUCUCUCGCCAUAACUAACUUCCUCCUCGAGUGGCUCAUGAAGCUUUCUCAUUGUCAGUCGGGGCUCGCGCAAACUUUGGAAGAAACGUUCGCGCAUUUUCCCACUUUUCAAAUGACCGCAAGAAGAAAAAUGGAUUGAUACGUCGAUCAAUGCUAAUUACGUUUUUUUCGACGGAUAUUAUAAUAAUACACACAAAAGUUUUUACUAAGUUUUUAUUUUUUCGACGAUCGAAAAAUAAAAUAAUCGAUACGAUACUUGUGUGAUUCAUUGGAAUAUACAUCGAACAACUUCUUGUGGUAAUACGCGCAUGCUUCAAAUCGGCAUUUGUUUGUUUUCAAUCGUUUAUUCGAAAAUUGUUAACGCGUCUAACUUACGAUCUAGCCGUUAAAGCGAGGAAAGUGAUACACAGUUCGUCGUGAGUGCUCCGAGUGAAAGAGACGCUUUCCGCCUUUCUUUUUCUGUGUUUCGAAAAGAUCGAUCAGUGGCGGCGAAUCGUCGAAGAGAAGGAGAACCGCCCUCCCUUUCAAACACGAUCUUGUAUUUACGAGAGAAGAAGACCGAACCAAGAGCCAUGAAGACCAUACGAGCAAGUGCUUUGAGUAAAAGAUCCGCAAGCUAACUUCGAAGUUUAAUAAAAGGAAAAUCGGUCUUCUUGCUGCCAGUCACGUGGAAAAUGAAUGUCGUGCCAUCAUUCAUGCUGCUAAUAUGCAAACGACACUUCUACUUUAUUCUGAAGAUGAGCGUUGAGUCAAAGUGAGAAAAAUGGUAACGAACAAAGACUUUUGUGACUAGUCUUUUAAACAGUUUUUUUCCUAUUGAAACUGUCACGAUACUUCGACAACAUCAUUUGCCCCUGGAUGGAUUUUUUCAAUUCUACUAAGAGCCCAAUAGAGCGGUGUAGCAGUUUUGACGAAACAUCGAUGGACAGCUACUCGUUGGUGACGGUAACGGAAGAUAGGGUAAACGAUUUUUCAGAGGACGUAGUAAAGGACGGAAAUGACAUAGAAGUGACAUCAUUGGAAGAAGCGAAAUCAGUCAUAGCAACGCUUAGAGCGAAACAGAGGGCACAAGCACAUCAAAUGCUUGCUUGGCGGAGGACACUAAAAUUGCAGGAAGAACUUGUGGCCCGACUAACGAGAGAGAAGGCCGAACAACUAUGCACGUUGUCUUCGCAACUAUUCCUAUUCGAAUCGCGACUGUGUCGGAAACAGAAAGAAAUCGAGGCAAACCUUGUGCAACGGGAAUCUAUUAUUCUCAGGCAACAAAGAGUAAUACGGCAAUUACAAAGCAGAUUAGCGGAAAGGAGUGGUACAGGUACGAGAGAUUCACCACCAUACGAUGCUCUCGAUAGACUGGAUAGUCUAGGAGACAGCGAUAGCGCCGUCGUACUCGAAGAGGCCGCGGAUGACCCGGCACCACCGAGAUUUCGUUCAAACAUCACAGAUGUAACGGUUAUACGAUCGGUAUCCGAUGCAGUCGAACCAUCGAGCAAGUAUUCGUCAAUGCGAAGAUGCAAUGGUUUUCUUCGUAGGCCAGAGAUACUAGAAACUGUGUAUUCGGUAGAAGAAGAUGGCGACAGUGAGAGCAACCAGGAACCACCUGAAUCUAUGGAAAAUUACGAAUGCGAUGAGAGGCGGACGAAAAACUUGGGAAAUGGGAAAGGCAGACUGCAAGAGCUUUAUGGUAGCUUCGAAAGACUAGCACAGGAUACUGAUUCCCUGGAAAAUGAAAGACCGAGAGAUGAGAGUCAACAAGCGCAGGUGACGUACAAUAGAGUAAUGAGUAAUCACAGAUCGGUAACAAAGCCGAAAGACGUAAAAUAUAAGAGAAUAAAUAAGGCUAAAUCGAAGAGUUUGGAGGAGCUUAGAGGACGACUGAGAAAUUGGGUAGAGAAAGGAAAUAAAAUAGCUAUAUCUUUAGAUCAAUCCUACGCUUGAACUUGUUACACGAAAGUAUUUAAAUUAUUUUUGUGAAAUUUUAUAAAUUAUUAUCACCGUCGACAGGAUAACGUCGAUAGGUCGGUACUACGAAAUUUACGAUAACUCUUUCCUCCUUAAGCAGCACACUAAAGCCCGCAUUAAAUCGAAAUUUCAUCCUUCCAUGUGAUAUUUAUUCUAGUAUAAUAUAAUAUCGUGCAUGGUUAUGCCGAUAAAAUUGAUGAGAGGGAAGGACCGCUUAACAGAUAUAUGUGAUAUGAAUAGACAUGACAGUCGCGUACGCGCCGGAGUGUCUUAUAUUAUUAUAUGCGAAACUUUAUUAUUUAACUAAUGAAAGUUCAACUCUUGAUAAAAGAACGAUCAUUAUGGUGUAUAAAAUUUUUAACAACUUAUCUCCCUCUUUUCCUGUUUUCCUAAUCAGUUCCUAUAAUCAGUUCAAGCGCAUCCUAAUAUGCGCCAUUUUAUCUUUUUUAUCGUCAAUCUUAUGUCUUGUCACAAUAAUAAACUGGAGCUUAUUUUUCCAGGAAAUUCAUUAUCAGAACUGUUUCAUACUUGAAAAUAUUUGAAAAUGUAAAAUAAAUUUUUCUUCUUUAUUGCUACCAAUGAAUCGCACUUAAAUGCGUUGAACAUAAUAUUAUAAAGCAUUAUGAAUCACCGUAAAUCAAUCACCUUUGUCAAUUAAAAAUAUUACUAUGCAAUCAAUUAAACGAAAAAAUAUUUAAUCAAAGGGCCUUCACUUUCCUAAAAUAGGCUUACUUUUAAGAUGAGCGAUAUGAGUUUUUCUUAUCUCAUUCUAUACAAUUUGUAUUGAUAAUUAUAACUCUAACUUUAUAUACAUAUUAUAAAAAUGAAUGAUGCAUUACGAUAUAUAACACUACAACGUCUUUCCACUUACAUUUCGAAAUAUCAAAUUCUAAAUAUAUCUCUAACAUGAUUAAUUUUGUAUCAGAUCAUACGUAUAUCUUUUAUGACUUUUAUUGUUUCCAUUAAUAAGUAAGUAAUUCUAUCAGUCUGUAAAAUGUAUAUUUUACGUCAUUUUAUUUAAAAUAAUAUUUAAAAUCAUGUAUAAAAUUAUAUGUGAUCCUUCAAAUUUAUCACCAUAUUUGGUGUACGUUUCAUAAAUUAUGUAUUGUUCAAAAUAGGGGUACAAAAAACUUCUGACAAUCUGCGCUUUAAGAAAAAUAUACGAUAUUUAACUAUCCGCUUGUAUAUAAUUGUGAAUGUAUUAUUAAUUUAACAUAUUAAUAUCUCUUUCAAUGUUAUGUAUAUAGAUAUAUUCCCCAAAUUUUGAAUAAUGUAAAUUUGAGUUUUAUGUUCCUGCUGGCUAACUAUUAGCCAUUAAAAAAGAAGCGCGCGCUCGCACAGGUGUACCGUUAUUAUCGAAAUCUUAUUAAUGUUAUUAAAGAUAAAUGUAAACAAAUUUACUAAUAAUAAUAAUGAAGUA
Molecule: messenger RNA, 5164 nt
Organism: Polistes canadensis
Lineage: Eukaryota; Metazoa; Arthropoda; Insecta; Hymenoptera; Vespidae
Exons: 7
Coding region: 2641-3720 (359 amino acids)
Source: RefSeq, a predicted model, not a curated record